Messenger RNA from Lasiodiplodia theobromae, 1176 nucleotides. RefSeq names its product Oxidoreductase. Bases 1 to 1176 code for a protein of 391 amino acids. NCBI's taxonomy places the organism in Eukaryota, Fungi, Ascomycota, Dothideomycetes, Botryosphaeriales, Botryosphaeriaceae. The transcript has a single exon. Gene Ontology annotation, molecular function: nucleotide binding. The record is from RefSeq and is a predicted model, not a curated record.
AUGGCACCCAUCCGUGUUGCCCUUGUAGGGCUCUCUGCUAAGUCGUUGAGCAAAUGGGGCGCGAGCGUCCAUCUUCCAUACUUUCUCAGCCCCAACGGCAAGAAAAACUACCAAAUCACCGCACUCCUCAACACUUCGGUGGCGGCCGCCACAGCGGCACGAAAACAUUUUGGUCUUCCGCAGGACGUCAAACCAUACGGCGACCCACAGGCCCUGGCCUCGGACCCCGACGUCGACCUUGUGGUCUGCUCGACCUUUGUCGGCCAUCACUUCGACACCAUCGCGCCAAGCCUUCAAGCAGGCAAGCGAGUGUUUGUCGAAUGGCCUUUCACAACGACUGUCAGUGAGGCCUUGAAGCUGCAGAGCCUCGUUCCAUCUCCGGACAUCUGGGAGCGCAGCAUCAUCGGGCUGCAAGGCCGCGCGUCUGCUCCUGCCGAGAAGUUGAAGUCGCUCCUGGAGCAGGGCAGCAUUGGCAAGGUGCUGAGCAGCCGCGUCGAGGCUAGUGCAGAUUUGUUGUCUGUCUCGGCUGGCACGAUCCCUGAGCCGGCGGCGUUCUUUGUCGACAAAGCCAAGGGCGCUAAUGGCAUCAGCAUCGGAUACGGCCACUUCAUCGACACCGUGCAUGCCGUGCUAGGCGAGUGGGAGAGUUCCCAGGCCCGCACGCAAAUUCAGCGGCCUGACAUCAAGCUGCUCGGCGCCGACCCUACGCCAAAGAGAACAACGUCCGACGUCCCAGAUCUUGUUGCGGUGCACGGAACGGUUAAGGGGAAAGAGUAUGUCGCCGAGGGCGCGAGUGUGGUCGUGAGCUGGCAGAGCGGCAAGCAGUUCAAGGGAACCCCAGCGCUGGUCUGGACGAUCAAUGGGGAAAGGGGAGCGAUUCAGCUAGUCAGUCAGGCCAGCCCCUUCCUGGGAGCUCAUGCGUAUCACGGGCCUGUCACGAUCAAGAUUCACCAUCUGGCUACUGAUGAGACCGAGGAUGUGACCUGGGAGUGGGAGGAUUGGCAGUCUGAUCUAUCUGCGACCGGAAGAAGUACAGCCACCCUGUAUGAUAGGUAUGCCGCCUGGGUUCAGCAAGGAGAAAAGGAGAUCUCAAAGGGUAAGGAAUGGCCGAAUCUGGGCGAUGCACUACUUAGGAUGAGGGAGAUAGAGGAGCUUUUAUCUGGUUCUAGCCGCUAA